This is a messenger RNA of Osmerus eperlanus (European smelt), 1167 nucleotides long. Its product is annotated as D(5)-like dopamine receptor. Gene Ontology annotation, cellular component: plasma membrane. Gene Ontology annotation, molecular function: G protein-coupled receptor activity. The transcript has a single exon. Bases 10 to 1167 code for a protein of 385 amino acids. The record is from RefSeq and is a predicted model, not a curated record. Lineage: Eukaryota; Metazoa; Chordata; Actinopteri; Osmeriformes; Osmeridae. Gene Ontology annotation, biological process: adenylate cyclase-activating adrenergic receptor signaling pathway.
GAUGAAAGUAUGCCUAAUAAUACAGGUGGCGUCCGUGUGCUUACCGGGUGCGUCUUCUUCAUUUUGAUUGUUUCCACGCUUUUGGGAAACACACUCGUGUGUGCUGCGGUCAUCAAAUGUCGACACCUGAGGUCUAAAGUGAGCAACUCAUUUGUCAUCUCCCUUGCGGUGUCUGACCUGUUUGUGGCCAUCCUGGUAAUGCCUUGGAAGGCGGUUUCAGAAGUGGCAGGCUACUGGCUCUUUGGUGCCUUCUGUGACACCUGGAUAGCUUUCGACAUCAUGUGCUCCACUGUCUCCAUCUUCAACCUUUGUGUCAUCAGUAUGGACAGAUACUGGGCAAUCUCCAGUCCAUUCAGUUACAAGCGUAAAAUGACCCAAAGAUUCGCUUUCGUGAUGAUUGGGGUGGCCUGGACGCUGUCUAUUUUGAUGUCAUUCAUUCCAGUUAAAUUGAACUGGCACAAGGCAGAUACAGAAAACUCAAUGCUGGACAACCCAGAUAAGAUGGAAGAGUGCAACGCAAGCCUGAACAGGACGUAUGCUAUAUCCUCUUCACUAAUAAGUUUUUACAUCCCCCUGGUGAUCAUGGUGGGAGCGUACACACGCAUUUACAGAAUUGCGCAGACCCAGAUUCACCUGAUAUCCUCCUUGGAGAGGGUCGUGGAACACGCGCCGAACCAGCAACACACUCAUGACGAAAACUCAUUAAAAACGUUGUUCAAAAAAACAACCAAAGUUUUGAAAACACUUUCUAUUCUAAUGGGAGUGUUUGUGUUGUGUUGGUUGCCCUUUUUUGUUCUUAACUGCAUCGUACCUUUCUGUGAUAUUAACAAACUUGGGGACCCGCUGUGCGUUAGCAACACCACCUUUAACAUUUUCGUCUGGUUCAGGUUGGCCAAUUCGUCUAUGAACCCAGUCAUUUAUGCAUUCAAUGCUGAUUUCAGGAAAGCGUAUUUGACGAUUCUGGGUUAUAAUAUAUAUUAUUCUACAUCUUUGGUCGAGCCUGUUGACUUCCCCAUCGAGUUAGUAUCGUACCACCACGAUACCACGCCCCAGAAAGACCCAACCGUCACCCCGGCUCAGCGCCCCAUCAUUGUCCAUCACAAUGGGGAGGAUUUGGACAUUCCGUUUGACAAAGUCCUCCCCGGUUUUUCACGGAACCAAAUGUAG